This is a messenger RNA of Lytechinus pictus (painted urchin), 3743 nucleotides long. Its product is annotated as G-protein coupled receptor 54-like. Gene Ontology annotation, biological process: G protein-coupled receptor signaling pathway. The transcript has 4 exons. Gene Ontology annotation, molecular function: G protein-coupled receptor activity. Bases 87 to 1145 code for a protein of 352 amino acids. The record is from RefSeq and is a predicted model, not a curated record. Gene Ontology annotation, cellular component: plasma membrane. Lineage: Eukaryota; Metazoa; Echinodermata; Echinoidea; Temnopleuroida; Toxopneustidae.
CAAGUUUGUGGUGGCUCACCAUUCACCGUCAUAUCAAUUCACUCGGACAGUACGAUUUCAAGGAUGAUUACGACAUUGAUGUUUCCAUGGACUCGAACGUCAGCAAGCCCGUUGAGAUUUUCCUUUUCGUCUUCCUGCUCAUCGUGAUCAUCGUCGGUGUCGUCGGUAACUUUCUUAUCCUCGUCAUCGUUUUCACCCAGAGGAAGAACCGGACGACAUCCAGUUGCUAUGUUGCAAGUCUUGCUUUCGUCGACAUCAUAGUGCUUCUAACGUGUGGGGUUCUCCAUUGUGUAGUCACGACGACAUUCGCUUUCGACCUCGAUAUUGUCGAGAUUCCGCCUUGGAUAUAUCAAUUAUUUCUAUUCAUUCACAUGGUGUCCAAAGGAGUGACCUGUUACACCUUAGUCGCACUGACGAUCGACCGAUAUCUCCAUAUCGUUCAUCCAAUAUUGUCUCGAAGAUAUCGUAGUAUCCGGCAUGCUGUGGUUGUCAGCUUGGCAGUCUGGAUCGGUUCUCUACUCUAUUCCUGUAUCAUCAGUAUAUUGAGAAUCGACGAGCUUUUCGUCUACGCGAUCGUUUUCCUUACCGAGUACGUCUUCCCCCUCAUCGUCAGCGCGACAUUUUACGUCAUCAUCAUCCGCAAAUUCUGGCAACCGGGACCGCACAUUGUUUCAUUACGACGAGGAAGCAACGGGGGAGACGAAAACCGGCGACAGAAAAUCGGCCUGCUCCGAAUGGUCCUUGUCGCCCUGGUCGUCUUCGGGGUCACCGUUGGUGUCCACCACGGCAUGCAGUUUAGCAUCAUCAUCAUCUCGAAUAAUUGCCAAAGGAGCCGCAGCCACGGUGAGAUCAAACUCUUGACGUUUUUAUCACAUACUGCCCUCUUCGUCAACAGCGCGUUGAAUCCAUUUGUGUAUGGACUGACGAAUUCCCUGUACGCCAGUGCUCUGAAAUCGUUGUUGUGUUUCUGGCGUACACAACCAAGGAAGUUGAUGUUCAAGACCGUACCCGAGAUUUAUCGAAAGUUCUCGAAGGCGACGAUUUUCUUGGGGAAAUCAGAGGAGAUGAAUAUGAGUGACUCAAAUGGUAACCAAGGAUACGUGGAGGAGAAAGUGGAUUCUUCAGUUUCAGAAGUUUCUUUGUAAUCUUAAUCCACUUUACCCAUUCUGCAAUUUGUAAAUUCCUCAUCUGUAUAAAACGGAGACUAAGAUAUUUUAUGUUCAUAUUGGGUUUCGAUGUCAAUAUCAACAAAAUGAUAUGUAAUUUUCUUCACAGAAAGUAUUAGGAACCAAAGAUAUAACCUUGUGGUACCCCAAAAUGAAUAGGCUGUAUUAAGGAAUUUGUAGGAUACAAUUAUAUUUGGAGGUAUAUUUAUGAAACUCCGUCUGACUGGCAAUGACAUUUCGUGAUUACAAGAUGUUUUUAGUACUCAGUUUUUCAGUUAGGUCACCAUUCGCCAUAAUCGCAAUAAUUAAUAUUAGUAUCUUUUUUAAAUUCAUUACAGGGCCGUAUGCAGAUAAGUUUUCGAGGGGGGGGGGGCAAGAUGUCAAAAGUGAAAGUUGCUCACGCGUAGCCAGGAUUUCAUUUUGGAGGGGGCGGUAAAUGCACGCGAAGCGUGCCAACACUUACAGAGCGCGCGAAGCGCGCUCCCUAGGGGGUGGGUGCAGGGAGGGGGAGUUUCCCCCUCCCGCGCGAAGCGCGAAGCUUUUGGUGUCUCAUAAAUUAAAAUGAAAAUAGGAGCCGUCUCUCUUGUCUCUAGUACCUAUAUCAGCUCCAAUUCAGUUGACUAUAUUGUGAUUUUGAACCUUGUUUUCGAAAGUGAUUGUAAACGCACAAAAAAGGAAUACAAUGGAGGAAAUUAAAGUAAUAAUAACCCCGCGCGAAGCGCGGAAGCUAAAGCGUUUUAUCAUUUUUUUCAAAGAAAAGGGUUCCAAGAAAAGUGUAUUCUCUAAGAUAUAUUGAAUACUUCCCUUGGAAAGAUCAGAUUUGAUUACAAACAAUUAGCGACAGUGCAUAUCUUUAAUUCGCAAAACAGAGGAGAAGUGUAUAUGCCGGGAGGAAGAUAUUCCUCCCCGCGCAGAGCAAUGAAACUCUGAAAUUUUAAAGGGCGGACGUUUCAUCAAAUGCAGAUAUCUCUAAUACCACAUUGGCUCUAAUUCAAUUGAUUAUCUAAGAUUAUUGAACUUCAUUACAAGGAAAAUAGUGCGCAAAAAGUUGAAACUUCUGUGAUUUAUUGAAAUUAUAUAAAAAAGGAUGCCUAAUUUCUUUGACUUAUCCUGAAGCGCUUCAUUUUGAAUGAUAAAGAAACUUAAUUGUCAUUUAAAAUUUCAAUCUGAGGGCGCAAAACAGGAGAUGAAUGUGCAGGGAAAUGACAUGAAGUUUAAUAGAAUUUGAUAAAAAAAUAUUGUACUUUUUUAUUUAAUACGACACAAAAUUUAUACCUUCCUCUUUUUAAAUUAGGAACCUGUUUGCCCCAAAAUUAUGGUUGUUUAGUGAUGAGAUGAAAAGCGGGAGAAUUUGCCUAUAUGGAGGUGACGGCAGAAAUUGAUAUAAAGAUUUUACCUGCCCGGAGCCGACCCGACCAGAAGUUGCGCGAUAAAUAAAAAAAAAGGUAACUUCAUAUUUCGGCCUAACCUUACUCUAAUUCCAUGCCCUAAUGUAUACAUUUGAACUUUAACUGGCAAGAAACACAUAUAGCUGAGGUGGAAAAACAAGGUUAGAGAAAGGGUGAGGGAAACAAUGGAGAACUGCAAUAUUGUCAUUUAACCGCGCGCAGCGCGGAAGCAAAAAUAGAAAUUUAGAGCAAGAGUGAAGGAGUUUCUCUUUUGAGAAAAAAAUAAAAUAAAAAGAAAAAACCCACAAAGCUACCCUUUUCCCUUUCUUCCCUUCGCUUUUCCUUUUCUCCUAUCUUUUUCUCUUCUUUUUUUUUCUUUUUGGGGACGUUUUUUGGGGGGGGGCGACCGCCCCCACCGCCCCCCCCCUGGCUACGUGCCUGUUAGUGAGCGAAGUGACCGAUCUCAUAGGGUGCUUCUUGCAUUGUCUGAAGUGAAGUUGAAGGAUUUCGCGCACAUUUACUUUUGAUGAAUUUUUUUGAUUUUUUUUUUAAUUACAAAAAUGUAAGUUUUCAAAAUCCCCCCACAGCCUCCCGCCGCGUACGACCAUGAUUGAGUAGUUUAGUUGCUAAGAAUUUCUUUGAUUAUUUUUCCAGAUUGCCAUCAUUAUAUCUUAAUGCCAUUUAUGAUACUUGAAAUAAGGUUCGUUCUUUCUUUCCACGAGAGGCAAUACAGAAGUAAAAGUGGUCCUCAAUUAAGAAUAAUUUUGUAUUGUUUUGUAUUUGGGGUUAUUUAUACAUUUCAAUAAAUAUGACAAUCCACUGCAUCUAGUCCGUCUUUAUUAUUUAUUUUUGUUUAUUCCUCACGGGAGAGAAUUAACUUAAUUGAGAUUAAUUGAAUUGUAAUCAUUUGAUCAUAAUGAUUAUUGCCAUGCUGAGGGCAAUUCAUUUAAUUUGUAGUAAAUCAAAUAAUCUUUUUACAAACAAAUGGGAAAACAGUCGAAUUUUUUGUUAUAAACUUCAUGCUGUGACCUUGAUAUAUUGGUGUGCUAACAUUUAGCAUGUUUAGUUUGUGUAUUAUAGCUUUAUCAACUAGGCAUGUGAUUGUUGUCUACGUGAUGUACCUCUAGAUUUGUUUGGCAGUUUAUCAUGUUUAUAAUGAUUGUAUAAAGACCAACUUCCGAAAAAUGUG